CGCUGGACGGCAGGUCUCAGAUCGUUUGAGAGAUAGGGCAAAGCCAUCACCUUGUAUGGGCACAGGAGGUGCUCUUCGACCCUCACAAGCUCAAAGACCGGCUGCGGUCCACCAAGGAUACUCUCAUUUGAACAACUGAGGAACAACUGAGGGAGAACAAGAGCAAGCACGCAAGCAGGCAGGCAGGCACGCAGGCGGGCAGCAAAGAAAGAGCUUACUGGCAUACCGUCCGUGGGUCGAAGAGGGGCCUAAUUCACCUGGAAGUACACAGUGUCAGAGGGAGAGGAGCAAUGGACGCCAAGUUUGGAAGUCAGUUUGCCCGCAGUUUGGCUGCGGUUUGUUUACUUGUUGCAUGCUGUUGCGUGCCGAGCGUCGACGGCGGCAUACUCAAUGGUGUAGCGAACAGACUCGGACUGUGCAACCCUCCUGACGAGCAAUGGCAGUCGGGAACCGGCACGUUCUAUUCUGGAGGUCACGGCGGUGCGUGCGGCUUCGCCGGGCUGGGGUAUUCCAUUUUCGCGGAGAAUUAUGUCGCUGUCUCCACUGCUCUGUGGAACAGCGGGGCGGCGUGCGGUACCUGCUUGGAGGUGCGCUGCAAGGGGCCGUCAAGUGCGUGCAUUGCCGGGGCGACCAUCAAGGUCACCGUGACGGACUUCUGUCCCAACACUUACCCGAACCUUGCGCACUGCGGCACGGACAAACAUCAUCUGGACCUUGGGGAGAACGUGUUUCCCAAGAUUGCCGCUAGGUCUGUAGGCGUGAUCGAUCUGGAGUACCGUCGCGUUCCCUGCGUCCAGGCCCCCAGCAUCACGGUCUCCGUCGAGGGAAAUCAGUACGGCUACCUCGCUCUGAACCUGAUGAGACUUCCAGGCGCUGGAACCGUCGCCCAGUUGGAGAUCAAGGGCGCCAACGGCGCGUACGAGCAAUGCCGCAGGGACUGGGGAAAUACCUUCGUCAGGACGGGAAAGCCUAUUGAAGCGCCGCUGUCGCUGCGCGUAUCUGUCGGCGGGAUAUGCACUUUCGAGGCCAAGGACUGCAUCAAGAGUCUGAACUUCGGUUCGUCGGUCACCUGUUCUUACAACUGAGAGGUCCUUUGCGACCCGCGUGAGCGGCGCGAGUGCGGCGAGGCGUAUCUGUGUUCGCUGUUCGCGUGCGCGCGCUGCUGCCUCCUUUGAGUAUACAGUACGCUCAGUGAGGCGGGCAGGAUCUUCAAUUGUCUUGCCGAGGUUUUGAACAGCGUCUGGACUGGUUCCCAGCCAAUGUGGGGCCGAGGAUUCUAGGAGAACGUGAGAAGCACCAUUCAAUAUCACGGGAUGGUCAAACAGAUGUCUCCACAGCAUCGGCGGGCUGUGAUGUAGAGAGAAAGAAGAUCAGUCACAGACCAGAAUUGGAGGCGCCUGUCAACUCCCAUACAGCGGCCGAACUAUUUAUAGACUACUGUUAUGCGCCUCCGUUAGGUCUCUGUGGGAGAGACAAGAUCACCUCGCACAUCAUGUAUCCAGCGUGUAAGGACCUAAGCAGUGCACACGAGAGAGAGAGAGAGAGAGAGAGAGAGAGAGAGAGAGAGAGAGAGAGAGAGAGAGAGAGAGAGAGAGAGAGAGAGAGAGAGAGAGAGAGAGAGAGAGAGAGAGAAAGAGAGAGAGAGAGAGAUGGCGGCAUGAGUGGGGAGCGUUCAGCGGAAUGAACAAAGGAGACUGGCGCGGGAGGAGGAUGUUCGUGAUGAGCCUUGAAGCGAAAUAAUAUGUAUACUGUCUCGCGCUGAAGUGUGCGAAGUCGCCGCCACGGUCUCUCUCUCUCUUCCCCACUUGGACAGUGCGGACUGAUGAUGGAUUUGCAUCCAUGUACAAUAGCCUAGUAGUAGAUUAUUUGCAGAUCUGCGGAGGACAGACAGCCCGUGUAUGUUAGAAGAGACGAGCGAAGGGCAGCGAAGAUGUCUGUGUGCAGAGGACCUGAGAUAGCGUGGUUGCGGCGAGCAAACGUGCAAACAAUUGAGGUUGUCGAUGAAGGCAGGGCAGGUGGCAGCUCGCCGGAUUGAGGAGAGUUUUCGCCGGUCCGUUGCUUUGUUUGUAAUCUCUGACGGACUGGAGUGGCUGCUGCCGAGUGUCAACGGUUCGCUGCGUAAUGUAUGUCAUUGAUCGAUCCGGUUCUUCCAGCAUGUCCAGUUCUUCGAUCGAUCGCUGGAUUGAUGGAUGGAUUGAUGGAUUGAUGGAUGGAUCGAUUGGAUUGGUCGUUCUUUGGUCAGGAAUAAUGCGGGAGAUUUUUAUUUCUCUUUUUUUGGGUCCACGUAGUUUUUUUUUUGGUACUUUUCCUGUACCUUUGUCUGGGUGCUUGCUGCCCUUCAUUUUUUUUUCGUCGGCAUACCGAGCUGGGAUGUCCGGGUAUUGAUAGCGUCGCGAGCAAGAUUUGGAAGCUGAUGCCAGCCAGCAACGAAGUUGAUGUAACGGUAAAGAUUGACGAUGGGGUACUAGAGGGAGGGUGUGAGGAAGAGGAGCUCGACGCAUUCGAUCGUUAGGAUGUGUGUGAGGGAUCAGUGCGAGUCAGAUUCUCCGCCAUCGAUGUCGUACGUAUUGCUGACUUUACAACCCGGUCGCUCACAGUGACUAUGUUUGUCAGACGACGUUGUCGCUCACUAUGUUUGUCAGACGACGUCUGGGGAUAGACACGAGGGACAAGGCAACAUCUCGCCGNGUGACUAUGUUUGUCAGACGACGUUGUCGCUCACUAUGUUUGUCAGACGACGUCUGGGGAUAGACACGAGGGACAAGGCAACAUCUCGCCGAGGAGUCGCUCACUACUAUCAUGGCUGAGGUGGAAUCGUCUACCCGAUCGUGAUGUUAAAGACGGACGCGCUUGAACCGUCGCUACGCUUGGAUUUGACUGAGUAUAGAACGACAAUCCACUGCUAGUCUGCUACAACUACCGCGUGGUGAUAUUGGCUUGGUGCGAGCCGGCCGUCGAUUGUGAGCAUGCAAAAGAAGAUGGUUGUGCGGCGUUUGUGAGCAUGCAAAAAAAGAUGGUUGUGUCAGUACGAGCCCGCGAAUGAUUAACAUGGACAUUGAGAGUUGCCGUCCGGUGGAAAGAGGUAUCUGGCGAUGGGAGGUAGUAGCGGAGGUUGGACUAGAGACGUAUAUGUCUAUGAGCUAUCCUAGUUAGAACGUACGAAAGUCGACGGCAGUUUUCGUGGCGCGUUUUCUUGGCAGAGUUCUGCUUGUAAGAAAUUCCACCCCUCUCCUUACCUCCGACUUCUAGCCCUCUAUAUUUUUCUUUUUUGUUCGGUUUUUGUAAGAAGACGGGGAUGGGAUGGGAACCGACUGGGACGGCGAAGUUCAGAAGGAGCAGGAUCCUGCUCUGGCGUCUGAGCGGGGUGAGGACGUUGCAAGCCGCCGCAUGGGCGUCUAUAUUGUUGAGCCAGUAGUGCAAUCUGUGCCAGCGGGUGUAUCAUCAUAAGCCAUAAUUAAUUAUUGUAGCCCUGAACUGUAGUAGUAAUAGUCCCUGAACUGUAAAAGUAAUAGUCAUAGCAACCAAACAGGUCAAUUUUCGGGGUCCAGUUAUGCACUUGAAUGUGCAUUUUGUUUGUUUGCUGGCGAUAGAGGUGUGAGAAAGACAAGCCAGCCAGCCAGCCAGCCAGCCACGAGUUAGCUAUAGCCAUCAUUCGGGCACGAGUGUCUUCUGUGGGGUGGGGAGAGAGGUUCGAUCCCAUGCACUGCAGGACAGGCUGUGUUGUAGCAGUAUUGGGCGUGGAACGUAGAAUUCUGUGGAAGUGGCUGAGGGAGUUGUGUUGGCUGGGUGGGAUUCUGGCGAUUGGAGCUGGGGAUCUCUCAUGAGACCGACCUCUUUCGUCUGGAUCUUUUGCCCAUUUUGCAUGAGUACCUGUAGCAUAAUAAUACGUAACUUUUCCAACCUAUUUGUUUGUAACUCUUAGAGAAAUGGAAAAAAAAAGACGGGAAUUGGGAGGGAGGGAGGAAUUGAGCUGUUAGAACAGGCUAGACUACGGCAUCAGAUUUGUAGGUUGGGCGGGAUCAUCCGCAAGAGUAGUAGAGCAGUAAAAUUCCGUCAAGUGUCGGUUCGUCCUUGUUGGACUGACGAAGUAUUCUGUCCACGGCAAGCAAGAGCACAGUAGUAGCCACAGCGGGGAUCUGUGCUCGACGGAAGAAGGGAGCGUUGCUGUUGCGAUCUGUACGAGUUGGAAUUCUUGAGCCGUUGGAGUUGGAAUUGUACGAGUCGGGAUUGUUGAGCCGUUGGGAUCUGUACGAGUUGGAUCUGUACGAAGUGGGGUUGUUGAGCCGUUGGGAUCUGUACGAGUUGGGAUUGUUGAGGCGUUGCAGUUGGGAUCUGUACGAGUUGCAACUGUACGAAUUGGGAUUGUUGAGCGGUUGCAGUUGGGAUCUGUACGAGCUGGAGUUGUUGAGCCGUUGCGGUGGACAAUGUCACGGAACGGGAAGCUAAUAUGGGAAUACGAUAUAACAGCUGUGUAACCGAUCGAUCAUAAGCAAUGGGAAAGGAGGCAGUGAUUACUUCCCACAAGGACUGAAGGGGAUUGAUCUCCUGCCCAUGUAACGGGAACCCUAAUGAAAAGCGUUUUCAUCC
This is a messenger RNA of Chara braunii, 4587 nucleotides long. The record is from the annotation of a GenBank genome assembly. Lineage: Eukaryota; Viridiplantae; Streptophyta; Charophyceae; Charales; Characeae.